Messenger RNA from Fonsecaea erecta, 573 nucleotides. Its product is annotated as S-(hydroxymethyl)glutathione synthase. Bases 1 to 573 code for a protein of 190 amino acids. The transcript has a single exon. The record is from RefSeq and is a predicted model, not a curated record. Gene Ontology annotation, molecular function: S-(hydroxymethyl)glutathione synthase activity; zinc ion binding. Gene Ontology annotation, biological process: formaldehyde catabolic process. NCBI's taxonomy places the organism in Eukaryota, Fungi, Ascomycota, Eurotiomycetes, Chaetothyriales, Herpotrichiellaceae.
AUGGCACCAUCCAUUCACCCUCUCGUCGACAACGGCAUCACCAAAGGCAAAGACAACUUUCCAGGCGGCACCCUGCGCUGCCACUGUUCUUCCGAUCCCGUCGAGGUCGAGUUGAAAGGCAAUGUCCUCCACAAUCAUGUCUGCGGCUGUUCUCAGUGCUGGAGGCCCGAGGGCGCUCUCUUCUCCGUCGUGGCAGUCAUUCCCGGCGACAACGUGCGUGUCACCAAGAACGCUCACAAACUCGAGGUGUUGGAUCCAAACGCCACCAUCUUGCGCAACGCAUGCAAGGAGUGUGGUGUCCAUAUGUACGGGCCAAUCGAAAAGGACCAUGCAUUUAAAGGGUUGUACUUCGUGCACGUUGACCUGAGCGAUGAGAAGGGCUGGCAAGAGCCGCAGUUUGCGGCCUUUGUGUCCAGCCUGAUUGAGCAGGGCUAUCCUCCGGAGAAGAUGGAUGAGGUGCGGAAGCGGUUGCGGGAGCUAGGAUUGGAGCCGUAUGAUGUGCUCAGCCCGCCAUUGAUGGAUGCCCUGGCUACCUUCGCGGCUGAGAAGGCGGGCAAGAGGAGCAAACUUUGA